UAAAUAAUAGGCAGGUUUGGAAGGUAGUUAGGAGAGCCCUCUCUCGGUUUGAACUCCAAUAGGCCCAUAGUUAAGGUGUUUGCUUUCUACAGACUCCCUCAGAGCUUUACUGAAUUGUUGAUAAAUUUCCAUUGAGUGGUUUGGGAAUGGAAUAGAGGAUGUUUGCAACAGCCAUCAGAUGUUUGUCAAGAAGAGCAAGGCCCAGAAUAAGACCAACUACGUCUGUGGAACCAAACAUUCCUCUACAAGACCGCCAAAUUGUGUGUCGAGUAAUAUAUGACAUAGUGAGGGAGUAUGGCCCUCUUCCCGUUGCGCAAGUCUGGGAUCACGUCGAGGUAGCUGGGUUAAGAGCUCUAACCAGUAAAAUGCAAAUGAAGUCAAUGCUAAAAUGGAUGCGGGAGAAAAAGAUGUUGAAGAUAAUAUCCAAUCCUGGAGGAUCUUGUUUGCCUUGUUUGUAUUCCCUUGGGUAUAACAAGCCUUAAAAUGUUCUUGGCAAAUUGGAAAUUCAGAUGUCAAAUAUUGUCACGAAUGAGUUUGUCACAGGAGACUGCAAAGAUCACACUUGCCAUUGAAUCUGGGAAACCAGUUUUUACGCUCCUAUUCUCACUGAAUCUGCAGAGAGUAAUUUUCUAGCUUGUUGAAUGUAAACAUUUUUUAAUUGAAGUCAAUACCAAAUAGAGCUAAUGUCUUGAAUUUCGUUAAA
This is a messenger RNA of Cryptomeria japonica (Japanese cedar), 703 nucleotides long. RefSeq lists its product as uncharacterized. The coding region runs from base 159 to 482 and encodes 107 amino acids. The transcript is spliced from 2 exons. NCBI's taxonomy places the organism in Eukaryota, Viridiplantae, Streptophyta, Pinopsida, Cupressales, Cupressaceae. The record is from RefSeq and is a predicted model, not a curated record.